GCCUAUGUAUGUAUGUAGAAUUUGUCAGAAAUUUUCUCGCACAAAGCAAAGUGUUUUUAAAAAACGCUAUUUACUCGUAGUGCGAUGCGCCAGCGCAAGUAGACUCCAUUCAAGUGACUACAGUGCAGGGAUCCCAACGACGGAGAUUCCAGUGGGGCAGGGACUGCGCCCGAAUUCAGGCUCCGCCAGCGAUUUUCUCACCAAGGCGUAGGCACAGGCGUUGUGGAUCAUCGCGUCUCCUAAUCCGAGCAGGUGAAACAUGAAGAUGGCUGACGGCUCGACCAUAUUGCGUAGGAACCGGCCAGGCACCAAAUCCAAGGACUUCUGUCGCUGGCCCGACGAGCCCCUGGAGGAGAUGGACAGCACGCUGGCGGUGCAGCAGUACAUCCAGCAGCUGAUCAAGCGCGACCCGAGCAACGUGGAGCUCAUCCUGACCAUGCCCGAGGCGCAGGACGAGGGCGUGUGGAAGUACGAGCAUUUGCGCCAGUUCUGCAUGGAGCUGAACGGCCUGGCCGUGCGGCUGCAGAAGGAGUGCUCCCCGUCGACGUGCACCCAGAUGACGGCCACCGACCAGUGGAUAUUCCUGUGCGCCGCCCACAAGACGCCCAAGGAGUGUCCGGCCAUUGACUACACGCGCCACACACUGGACGGUGCCGCCUGUCUGCUGAACAGCAACAAGUACUUCCCGAGCAGGGUCUCCAUCAAGGAGUCUUCGGUGACCAAGCUGGGCUCCGUCUGCCGGCGCGUGUACCGCAUCUUCUCGCACGCCUACUUUCACCAUCGUCGCAUCUUCGACGAGUUCGAGGCCGAGACGUAUCUGUGCCACCGAUUCACGCAUUUCGUCACAAAAUACAAUCUGAUGUCCAAGGAGAAUCUGAUCGUGCCCAUCAACGCGGCCGAGAACGCGGCCCCCGGCGAAAGCGAGGCCUAG
Drosophila takahashii is the source of this 931-nucleotide messenger RNA. RefSeq names its product MOB kinase activator 4 (gene Mob4). The record is from RefSeq and is a predicted model, not a curated record. Lineage: Eukaryota; Metazoa; Arthropoda; Insecta; Diptera; Drosophilidae. Gene Ontology annotation, cellular component: cytoplasm.